Molecule: messenger RNA, 1751 nt
Organism: Neurospora crassa OR74A
Lineage: Eukaryota; Fungi; Ascomycota; Sordariomycetes; Sordariales; Sordariaceae
Gene: gh11-1
Product: endo-1,4-beta-xylanase A
Exons: 1
Coding region: 876-1538 (220 amino acids)
Biological process (GO): xylan catabolic process
Molecular function (GO): hydrolase activity, hydrolyzing O-glycosyl compounds
Source: RefSeq, a predicted model, not a curated record
GGCUGGACAAGAAGCAAGAAGCUCGGCCUACGUCCCGGGAAUCGGAAAUGUUGUAGAAACACCCAACCGAACGACAAAGCCGACUUGUUGAAGAACAAAACCACCUCUACCUAUGUAGCGAUCCGUCGACGAGGGCGAAGGUCCUCCAAAGGUAGGGCAGCAGGGGCCGAAUGCUCAACUGAAGCGUGCCAAGGUGGUAGUGCACGACACCCUGCCCUGUUCCACGACCUGAUAGGGUUGAAUGGUGGAAUAUCUCUUGUUUCAGCAAGGCUAGCCUCCGUCUGCGAUAACCACUGCAAGGAUUCUCAAACACCGAACGGACGAAAAUGGAAGCUCGAUGGAAGCCGUCGACGUCCGUGACCGAGCUACGCUGUGGGGCCCCAGUGAUCCCUUCAUUCAGCCUGAAGGCCAUGUACGGAGCCACUUCUUCCGCCAAGAAAAGCCGGGGUAGUGUAGAAUGGAAUUACACUACAUAUUCCCAUCUUGGGUACGGGGACCGGACUAAGCGUGAAGUUCGGGUGCCAUCGAUACAACCCUACCCGAGACCACCUCCAGGGACCAGGUACGUUUGGACUAAAUUGUAUGCUAUGACAAUGGCAAAGCAUCCGGAUCUCGGCAUCAGGGUCGCCGGGAUGGCUCUCUCCAAGGUGACAGGGACGACGACAACGAGUUAACCAGGAGAAACGAUGGGAUUGCCUAAGCCGGUCCUGUCAAUCAAAAGCGACGACAAGGAGUUCGAAAGACAAGCUUGAAUGGAUAUAUAAGACCUUCAGGAUCGUCGUGUUUCGACUUUUGUUUCUCUAUCCCCAUCACCAGCCAUCAGCCAGCAGCCAUCAGCCAGCAGCUUCACCCUCGUUUUCAAUAAAUCAGACACAAUGGUCUCCCUCAAGUCCCUCCUCCUCGGCGCUGCCGGUGCCCUCGCUAUGCCCUUCAACGCCACCGAGUUCUCUGAGCUCGCCGAGCGUGGCGGUACCCCCAGCAGCACCGGCUUCAACAACGGCUUCUACUACUCCUUCUGGACCGACAACGGCGGCAAUGUCAACUACGCCAACGGCGCCAGCGGCUCUUACUCUGUGAACUGGCAGAACGCCGGCAACUUUGUCGCCGGCAAGGGCUGGAACCCCGGUUCGGCUCGCACCAUCACCUACUCGGGUAACUUCAGACCCUCGGGCAACGGCUACCUGUCCGUCUACGGCUGGACUCGCAACCCGCUUGUCGAGUACUACGUCGUCGAGAACUUUGGCUCCUACAACCCUUCGUCGGGCGCCCAACGUCUCGGAUCCGUCUACACCGACGGCUCCACCUACGACAUCUACAAGACCACCCGCUACAACCAGCCGUCCAUUGACGGCACCCGCACCUUCAACCAGUACUGGUCGGUCCGCCAGCAGAAGCGCACCGGUGGUACCGUCACCAUGGCCAACCACUUCAACGCGUGGGCCAAGGCUGGCCUGCACCUGGGCACCCACAACUACCAGAUCGUGGCCACUGAGGGAUACCAGAGCAGUGGCUCUGCCCAGAUCACCGUUCACGGUUAAACGAUGGAUUAUAUUCAGGAUGGCAAGAUGUUGGGAUGAUUUUGGACAUUUGAUGGAUUGCAGGACCUUGAGAUAUGUUGAGGGUGGACAGAGAACGAUCGGAAGUCGCACAUCGAGUCUCUUUUUUUCCCUCGACCUCUUUUUUUACACUAGACUAAACUUCACAAUCAGAUUCAUUUCUCUUAUUAUAGUAAAUCUUUCAGUUGCGUUGCA